Molecule: messenger RNA, 528 nt
Organism: Babjeviella inositovora NRRL Y-12698
Lineage: Eukaryota; Fungi; Ascomycota; Pichiomycetes; Serinales
Exons: 1
Coding region: 1-528 (175 amino acids)
Source: RefSeq, a predicted model, not a curated record
AUGCAAUUCUUCACCAGCUCCGUUUCACACUGUAUUAUUAAUUAUGACACCACAUGCGGUGAUAACAGAUACUUCGGUCCAACACAUUCAGACCCUGUUUAUAACAAACCCGAACCGGUCCAGCCGUCCCAGGAGCCGUUUAACGCGGGCACAAAGAGAAGAAACUCUAACGAGUACGAUGGAACGCUUAGCGGACAAACCUGUGCCGACAGCUCCAAGCGCUUAAAACAACAGUUUGGUGGUGCAGGCCAAGGGCUCGAUGCUAAACGUGUCACAUUUAACGGGAUGACCACAUACCACUGUGGAGAAAACGCUGCCAUGGGCGCUCAGGCUGCCCAGUUCGGAAUGAUGUCGCCAGAAGAACAGAUGCAUUACCAAAGCCAACUACAAUUUCAGCAACAGAUGCAGAUGCAGAUGCAGCAGCACGAAAUGCAACAGAAGGCCCUGAUGGUGUCCCACUUACAUCCUUCCGGCGAUGUUGAGCAGUACAUCAUCAACGGGUACCAGAUGAGCUACCCAGCGAAGUAA